Messenger RNA from Coffea arabica (coffee), 1755 nucleotides. Its product is annotated as zinc finger BED domain-containing protein RICESLEEPER 1-like. Gene Ontology annotation, molecular function: protein dimerization activity; DNA binding. The record is from RefSeq and is a predicted model, not a curated record. Lineage: Eukaryota; Viridiplantae; Streptophyta; Magnoliopsida; Gentianales; Rubiaceae.
AUGUCAGGGAAAGAUUCCUCUAAUGCAAAUAGUGCAGAACAAGAUUUGGUAAGAAUGGAAGCCGAUCCUCAAAACUCACACAAAAUUAGUGAGGAAGGUAAUGAAACAAUAAAUCAAGAGGCUGAUGAUGACCAACAAGCUGAAAAUAGAGAAGAUGGAGAUGGAGAAAGUGGACAGCCAGGUAUGGAAGAGGCUGAAGAAGGCAAAAGAGCAAAAAUGUCUAAAGCUUGGGAUGACUUUCGAGAGGUUGUAGUAAAAGGAAAGAGAAAGGCAGAAUCUAUAUUUCCUAUUCCUCCACUACAUUCUGGGAAGUUUGAGAUGGAGAUGAUAAGGGAGGCAGCUGCUAAAUGGGUGUUGAUGCAUGAACACCCAUUUAGCAUUGUAGAGGAAAAGGGAUUCAACUACAUGCAGAAACUAGGGAUGUCGGAGUGGAAAAAAUUUACUCGUAAUACUUGUAGAGUUGAUUGUGUGAAGAUUUAUGAAGCUGAGAAAAAGAUAUUGAAAAAUAAGUUGAAGGAUGUUGAGAAAAUAAGUUUAACCACUGAUUUGUGGAAGUCCAAGAACCAGAAGAUCGAGUAUAUGGUGAUCACAGGGCACUGGAUUGAUUGUUCUUGGAAGCUACAAAAGAGGGUCUUGAACUUUAUCAAUCUUCCUCCACCUCGAAGAGGUAUUGACAUUUCGGACGCUCUAUUCAAAUGUGUCAAAGAGUGGGGCAUCGAGACCAAAAUUUUUACAAUUUCGGUCGACAAUGCCUCAGCUAAUGAUGUGGCUGUCCGGUUACUGAAGGACACGUUUUCGAGGUGUAACCCCUUAGCUUGUGGUGGCAAAAUUUUUCAUGUUCGAUGCUGUGCUCAUGUGCUGAAUUUGAUGGUGCAAGAUGGUCUCGGGGAGAUUCUAGACAUAGUAGAAAAUGUUCGUGACAGUGUUGACUUUGACACGGUGGAACUCUACAUUCGAGAUGUUGAACUGUGCAAUCAAAUUCAAAGAGAUUUUCCAAUGUAUCGAGAACGAGACGCACAGUAUUAUUGCUGUCCAUUCGAAGAAGAUUGGGAGAAAGUUGAAAAAGUAUGCAGCAUUUUAGAGACAUUUUGGGCAACUACAAACAUCAUUUUAGGUAGCGACUAUCCAACUUCAAAUUUGUUUCUUCAAGAAGUUAAGAGAAUAAAGCUAGUUUUGGAUAGUAAGGCUAAUGAUGAUGAUGAUUUCGUAAGAGCAAUGGUGAGAAAGAUGAAAUUCAAAUUUGAUGAGUAUUGGGGAGAAUGUAAUCUAUUAAUGGCUGUGGUUGCUGUCUUAGAUCCUCGACAGAAAAUGACUGCUAUAGAAUAUUGCUUUUCUAAACUUUUUCCACCUAGUGAAGCUCAGCAAAAUAUUGAAAAGGUUAGAAAUGCUGUCUUUGAAUUAUACAAUGAAUAUUUGCAAGCAAAUGAAUUACGUGAGGGUGGAAAUAGAAAGGAUUCUCAGGUUUCUUCAAGUAGUGUUUCUGAAAGUAGUGCUUCUGGUUCGGGUUGGGAUGAUUUUGAUGAGUAUGUGAGGGAAUAUCAAACUGGACCGCCUCAAGAAUCUGAAUUACUCAUCUAUUUGGAAAAGGGUCCAAUUAAGAUUGAUUCAAGUGUGCCGCGACAUGAAUUUGAUUGUUUGAAUUGGUGGAAGAAUAGCAAGCUCACAUUCCCAAUUUUAUCCAAGAUGGCAGCCGAUAUCCUUGCCAUUCCUAUUACCACAGUUACUUCUGAGGCUACAUUUAGCGCUGGAACAUGA